AUGUCGGUCAUUCAAGUAGAAGAUCUUGUCUCUUAUCAGUUGAGAUCAAAUUAUUUGAAUACAAUCGCAGAUGGUGUUGGUGAACGUCUCAUAACGAUUAACGAUAGCUUUCUAAAUACUCCUGGGUUCAAAGCCGCUGGAUGGCGCACGAAUGCCGCGAAUAUAAAACGAACACAUUCCCCGCCAAUACCAACAGCUAUAGCGUCUGAAUAUUUUCAAGCACCACCUAGAUCAGCUGGUCUGGCACCUUCUGGUCUCGAGGAUGAAGUUGAAGAAGGAGGUUUGCUCACAGGAGGGGCAGGGGAUACGGUUGGACCAGGAAUUGCUACGAAAAGGAGGCGCAGGCGAGAACAAAUGGAGGAGGAAGAUAGUAGUGAUUUGAGUGAUGAUAGUGAUGAUGAUGGAGAUCAAAGGGCAGCCCAACAAAUAAAAUUCUCUAAAAUGCCUAUACGAAAUCGUUCCGGUUCUUCCCCCAUUCGUGGAUCCAAUCUUCGACAAUCUACUACUGCAAGUUCUCCCACACGUACCACUGGACCAGGCAUAAGAAGAGGUUCUCAAUCUGCCGUAGAGGUUGUGAAAGAACGAGCAAGGAGAGAUACGGUUACAAGUAGUGAGAUGUCCUCUGAUAAUGAGUUUGAUGCAUCUGCAUUUCAAAGACAGAGGGAAUCAAAUAGGAAUACUGCCAGAGCCGGUAGAACGGUUCGAACGCAUAUCCCGGAUCCCGAUCUCGGUGUAAAGAGACAAGUAAGUGAUCUCUUAGAGGAAGAGGAAGAAGAUGAGGAUUCAGGAUCAGACAUGUCUUCCGCAUUUGGUGGUAGUAUCGACAGCGCAUCUAUAUUAGAUAGUGUUGAUGGACCCAUGACUGCCGCACCACAGCAUGUUGGCAAUACUAUACCUCGAGAACUUAUACGAUCACCAACAAAGAGAUCAAAGCCCGCACCUCCAGUACUUCAAGCCCUACCACCUCCUCGUCCUAUUAGUAUGAUACAACCUAAAAGCUUAUUGACAGCAAUGAUUAUGUCUAAGCGAACGAAAGCUGCCAUGCCAUUCGAAACUUUUGCUUCGCUUUCUGGACAGGGAGAUCCCAAUCCUAUCAAUAUUCGUAUAUUGGCACCAUUUGCUACUUCAACGACAAAGCCUUACGAGGUUCUGAUCAGGAGAACUGUUCAUGAAGACGAAACACACAAUCGACCAGUAGUUAUCACUGAUCUGAUCGGUUUGAGUCUAUGGAGGUAUUUUGAGGAAAAGUUAGAACCUACAAUAGCCCCCGAGAAGUUGAAUGUUAAUCGAUGGAUUCUACGGAUGGUUGAUGAUGGGGAGGUAGACACUGACUUUCCUCCUCUCGAUCGCCUUAAACCAGUCACUUCAUUUACAUUCGCCAACAAUCGAGCUGCAGCUAGAUCAAGAUCGAAUUCCAAACCUUUUGAUGAAUUUGCUUUGGUUGCAGCGACUGAUGAACAAUUCGAAGAAAAUCAGAAACUUACUCCUCAAUUCAAACAAGAGGAUGUUGCCUCAUCUGAAACGGAAGAAGAGUUCACUCCUAUCAAUACACCAAAGCCUAAUACCUCAUUUCCUCUCGGCACACAACCUCAUCAGAAUCCUUUACUUACAACGAUGACUGCGUUACGAAAGAAUUCCACACUGGCAGAUGCACCUACGAUUGGGACAGCUCUUACACAGCCCACUCCACGAGGUGGUGGUACUAAAAAGAUAUUGAGUAUUAACAUACACUCGAUCAAUGCUACACCUGGACAAAUGGUCGCUCUAGAGGUCACUACCGAUACUUACUUGGCCGAUGUUCUCGAUACUGUCUGUAAGAAGAGACAAUUAGACAAAGCAGGUCAUGUCCUCAAACUUACAGGAUCUGGAACUGUUGUCUAUCUUGAUCGCACUGUUGGAUCAAUAGGUAAUUCAUCAGAAUUAGAUUUGUACAGACGACGCUUUGCCACCGAUGGACCAUUAACCAUGACGGGUUCACCAUCAAGUAGCACACCCAAUUCCCUAAUGGUCGAUCGACCCGACCCACGCAAAACUCGCAAGGGAAAUCAAAUGCUAGUCCCACAUCCUCUGAUGGAAAGCGUUAAACAGGAUGAACUUGGAAGUGCCAAUUAUCGCAGAUAUACGGUAUGGAGAAAACAACCCAUGAGAUUUGUAGGCAUGAAUGAGAGGGUCAUUGCUAUCGAUGGGGAAUAUUUACAUGUCCUCCCGGCUUCUACCGGCAAAACCAUGUUUGAGGGUCAGGGCAAGACAACUACGGUUCAUUUUAGUAAUGUGGUGGGUUGUAAAGUUACACGCAGACACCCGACAAAUUUUAAGCUCAUAGUCUACAAAUCCCGAGAAGAAAAACGCUACGAUUUCGAAGCCAAGAGUGCAGAUGAAGCUGCGGAAAUCGUUUAUGAAAUUAAAAAGGGUAUUGCUCCUUAUCAAUCUAAUAAUUGA
This is a messenger RNA of Sclerotinia borealis F-4128, 2439 nucleotides long. The record is from the annotation of a GenBank genome assembly. NCBI's taxonomy places the organism in Eukaryota, Fungi, Ascomycota, Leotiomycetes, Helotiales, Sclerotiniaceae.